This is a messenger RNA of Halichondria panicea, 2151 nucleotides long. RefSeq lists its product as uncharacterized. The record is from RefSeq and is a predicted model, not a curated record. Gene Ontology annotation, molecular function: oxidoreductase activity. Bases 138 to 1610 code for a protein of 490 amino acids. The transcript has a single exon. NCBI's taxonomy places the organism in Eukaryota, Metazoa, Porifera, Demospongiae, Suberitida, Halichondriidae.
GUGGGUGGGGCUCAUUUUUCGCACAUAAUUAACAUUAGUUUGUUGCUCAUUAAUUUUGUAGCUAGCUAGCUUGCUUGCUUGCUAUUGUGCUAUUGACUAAGCGAAGGGGGCGAAAUUGUCACUACUGUACUUGAGAAAUGAAGAGUGUGCUUGUUAUAUUCGGCAUCUUAGCAACGGUGAUUGCUCAACCAGAAUGCCCUGCUGAUGCCAGUGAAGUUCUGAUCCUUGGUGGAGGGAUAACAGGGGUGGCUGCUGCACGGAGACUUCAUGAGCUGGGGGUGACUGACUUCAUUCUUUUGGAGGCUCAGGACAGGCUGGGUGGAAGGAUAAGAAAUGAAGAACUCGUUCCUGGUGUGAAUGUAAACGUUGGAGCUAACUGGAUCCACGGUGUUGAUAGAAAUAACCCUACACGACAUCCUCUGUUUUCUCUCAUGCAAGAUUGUGGUGGUCUGGAUGGCUACUACAGCAAUUUUGACAGCCUCGUUGUGUAUGAUGAAGAUGGCAAUGACGUACCUGCUGAUAACCUCAGACAUUCUGCUUUUACCGAUGCGAGUGAAGCAGCUUCAGAUCAGGCUGGCACUACUCCAGCAAACGACGUCAGUGCUCGAGCAGGUUUCACAGAAGCUGGCUGGACACCGAAUGGUGCCAACGACAACUGGGUUGAGUGGUACAACUUUGAUUUCAGCUCCAUAGAUCCUCCGGACAAUACCUCACUCCAAGCUUUUUCAAAUGAUGCAACCAGUAUGGAUUUUAGUAACACUCCGUCUGACUACCUUAUUACCGAUAACAGAGGUACCGUUUUCCUAAUUGAGUGCCUUGCCAAUGCAUUCACUAACAACAAUCCAACUUCUGACCAAAGAAUCCAUCUCAGCACAACAGUGACAACCAUUGAGUAUGGAGAUAGCUGCGUGUGUGCUACGGCAACUGAAAAUGGGCAGACAGUACGGUAUUGUGGGCGCUAUGCCAUUGUAACUUUUAGUCUCGGUGUGUUAAAAGCGCAAGCAUCAACUUUAUUCUCCCCACCUCUACCGACUGCUAAAACAAACGCUUUGGAUGGACUAAAUCUUGGUUUCUAUUAUAUUAUCUACGCUGUCUUCUCGAAUCGAUUCUGGGACGACAAUGUCGAGUACAUAGGUGUUACAUCAAGCACCCGUGGCUACCUACCUGUGAUCGGAGUUAUACCGGAGUCUCGAGGAGUUAAUGCAACAAUGAUGCCUGUAACAGGAGAAAUAGCCUUUCAACUUGCACGUCUUUCUGAAACUGAUUUAAGAGCGGCCAUUACAACUCUGUACAGUGACGUAUAUGGAGCCCCAGCUCUUGCUCCGACUAACAUUAUAAGCUUUCGUUGGGGCUUAAAUCCCCUCUUCAUGGGAUCGUAUAGCAAUGUCUUCCCACGUGGAAUUGGGGGAUUUACGGAGAUGGCCAGACCCGAGGGACGUAUGUACAUAGCUGGAGAAGGAACAAGCACAAGAUACCAAGGUUUCAUGCACGGAUCGUAUCUCUCUGGCAUUGAGACAGUCAACACUAUCAGGGGAUUAUCAUCUGGAACCAAACUCAUGGGAAAUUCUAUGCUUGUUCUGGUCAUUGCUAUUUGUAAGAUAAUGUUUUGAUCUAAUGUUACAGCUAUAGGCAACUAGAACCAGGCAUAGUAUAACUAUAACAUGCUAUGUAUAUAGUUAGUUUAGUCAACAUAAUUGUAUAUACAUUUAUAACAGAAUUGUUUGUUGUAUAUAUAGGCCUACCACAUCUAGAAAGGCAAUUCAGUGAUGAAUCGUUGAUAAAAAUAGAAACUAGAGUGCGAAAGUGCUGAACGAUCGGUCGCUUAAUAUGUAAAAACUUGACUUAACAGAAUAUGCUUUAAUAUGACAUUGCUCUAUUCUUUUGAUUCUCAUAAAUUAAAGUUCACCUAUUAUUCUUUUCCAUUCAUGAUUCACCUAUCAUAAUUAUGUUUUCCUUUGUUAGAAUUGUGCAACUGAGUCAGCGAUAAUCUGUACUAGUCACAUGGACAAUCUUUGGUUUAUAGUAUAUACUACCUUGACUCAUUUAUUUUUGUAUAGCCAUGCCCAACUUUUACUAUUAUGUCAGCAUAAUUUUUGAUGCUCGAGAGCACCUCAUAUACCGGCACAAUCUAUAAUUAUAUAAAGACCAUGA